AUGUCUGGAAGCCAUGUUGAUGAUUGUUCAUCUGAUAUCGAAGAUGAAUUCAAAUCGCUUUUCGCAAACGGCACUUGGGAGCUCAUUGCUCCUCCACAAGAUCGCUACAUCAUCAGCUGUAGAAUUGUGCUUAGAAAUAAAUACGGCCCAAGUGGAGAAAUCGAAAGGCGAAAAGCACGUCUCGUGGCAAAGCGGUUCACACAACGCCCUGGAAUUGACUUCCAUGAAACUUUUUCUCCUGUCGUACGCCUGAACUCCUUCAGAACGAUAACAGCUCUUGCAGUUGAAAACGAUCGCAUAGCUGAAAGAAAGAAUUCGAGAAGAAAUAUAUAUGAGUUUGCUAGAUUGAUACGAAGAUAUUUUAACUCGAAAAGCUGA
Messenger RNA from Belonocnema kinseyi, 378 nucleotides. RefSeq lists its product as uncharacterized. The transcript has a single exon. The record is from RefSeq and is a predicted model, not a curated record. NCBI's taxonomy places the organism in Eukaryota, Metazoa, Arthropoda, Insecta, Hymenoptera, Cynipidae. Bases 1 to 378 code for a protein of 125 amino acids.